CCACCUGUCUCCAUUUCCGACUGGCAGCUCUUCUCCCAGGACGAGCCACCAGCCCAGCCUCUCAAGAUGGCCUUUGUCCCUGCACCUGGCUACCAGCCCACCUACAACCCGACUCUACCCUACAACAAGCCCAUCCCCGGAGGUCUCAGCGUGGGAAUGUCCGUUUACAUCCAAGGAGUGGCUAGUGAGCACAUGAAAAGGUUCUCCGUGAACUUCGCGGUGGGUCAGGGCCCAGGGUCCGACAUCGCCUUCCACUUCAAUCCCCGCUUCGAUGGCUGGGACAAGGUGGUCUUCAACUCGCAGCAGGGCGGCCAGUGGGGCAGCGAGGAGAAGAAGCGGAGCAUGCCCUUCCGCAAGGGCUCCCCGUUCGAGCUGGUGUUCAUGGUGCUGGCGGAGCACUACAAGGUGGUGAUAAAUGGAAAUCCAUUCUAUGAAUUCGGGCACCGGCUGCCUGUACAGAUGGUCACCCACCUGCAAGUGGACGGGGACCUGGAGCUUCAAUCAAUCAAUUUCAUUGGAGGCCAGCCGGCCUCAGACCAGACCCCCAUGGUUACUCCGGCGUACCCAGACCUGGGACAGAAUUACAACCCCCCGCUGAAUAGCCUGCCUACCAUGGAGGGACCCCCAACCUUCAACCCGCCUGUGCCUUUCACGGGAAGACUGCAGGGGGGGCUGACAGCCCGAAAAACCAUCAUCGUCAAGGGCUAUGUGCCCCCCACGGGCAAGAGCUUUGCCAUCAACUUCAAGGUGUGGUCCUCGGGGGACGUGGCUCUCCACAUUAACCCCCGCCUGAGCGAGGACAUCGUGGUUCGGAACAGCUACCUGAAUGGCUCGUGGGGGUCCGAGGAAAAGAAGCUCACCUACAACCCGUUUGGCCGUGGCCUGUUCUUUGAUCUGUCCAUCCGCUGCGGCAUCGAUCGCUUCAAGGUCUACGGCAACGGCCAGCACCUCUUCGACUUCUCCCACCGCCUCCCGGCCUUCCAGAGGGUGGACACUGUGGAGAUCGAAGGCGACGUCACCUUGUCCUACGUCCAGAUGUGAUC
Molecule: messenger RNA, 1043 nt
Organism: Molossus molossus (Pallas's mastiff bat)
Lineage: Eukaryota; Metazoa; Chordata; Mammalia; Chiroptera; Molossidae
Gene: LGALS4
Product: galectin 4
Exons: 10
Coding region: 67-1041 (324 amino acids)
Molecular function (GO): carbohydrate binding
Source: RefSeq, a predicted model, not a curated record